Messenger RNA from Zingiber officinale, 3017 nucleotides. RefSeq names its product anaphase-promoting complex subunit 2-like. The record is from RefSeq and is a predicted model, not a curated record. Gene Ontology annotation, cellular component: anaphase-promoting complex. Bases 137 to 2758 code for a protein of 873 amino acids. Gene Ontology annotation, biological process: ubiquitin-dependent protein catabolic process. NCBI's taxonomy places the organism in Eukaryota, Viridiplantae, Streptophyta, Magnoliopsida, Zingiberales, Zingiberaceae. The transcript is spliced from 16 exons. Gene Ontology annotation, molecular function: ubiquitin protein ligase binding.
GAUGAUCAGCGAGCGUUGCCCCACUUUCCCCUAAAAUCAAAAUACCCACCGCGCCCUUUUCGCUGCUUCCUAGCGCUAUUCCGGCCGCCGUCGUCGCCGACGCUCUCAUGCGCUGCAUCCGCGCAGAUCGCCCGCAAUGAUGUGGGAUCCUGAGGCCCUGAACUCGUUGGACGGCGAAGACAUCGCUGUUCUGCUUCAAAGCUGGGAGGGCUUUCACGAAUGCACCGACGUUCUCCUACGCGACCGCGGCGACCUCUCCGCCGGUGCUGAUCUUGUCCCCCUCGUAUCGUCUCUCUGCCGUUACGGCCUCGAUUCUCUUGUACAGGAUCACUUCCUUCAGUCCCUCGAAGAAACAUUCAAGUCAAAAGCAGUUUUGAGGUUUUGGAAGCAGUUUGAUGCUUACAGUGUGUCAACGGGAGAAGGAACUGGUUUUCAAGAGGAAAACUGGAUUGAUGGAGUGUUAAGUAAAUCAUUGGAAGAGAUAUGCUUGGAAAAACAUUAUGAGGAAAAAUGCCUUUUGAUGCUGAUCCAUGCUUUGCAGUUACAUGAGGAGAGCAUAGCUGACAGAAAGAUGGGAAUACAGGAAUAUCAGACCUGUCUUACUUCCAGACAUCAGUUAAUGGUGUCUUCUAUUCUUCUAGCAACAUUACCUAUGCAUUUCCCUGAGAUACUCCGCUUAUAUUUUAAGGGAAAGUUGGAAGAACUAAGUAAUAUGAUUGAUGUGCAUCAUGAGGAAGAUGCUUGUCAAUUUCAACUUGACAAUGACAGUUUGCGCCAUCAAAACCGCUGGCCUAUUAGUGUUGGUGAAAUGGAUAUUGACACACACUGUCAUGGGUCUAAUCAUAAUAAGGACAUGUUGGUCAACAACAUUGGUAAAGUUGUUCGUGAUCUUCGAAGUCUUGGUUUUACAUCCAUAACUGAAGAUGCCUAUGCUUCUUCUAUCCUUUUGCUCCUGAAGGAUAAAGUUAAUGCUUUAGCUGGCGAUGAUUACAGGAAUCCUGUUCUUGUAUCUAUUAAAGAGUGGAUUCAGGCUGUUCCUCUUCAGUUUUUACAUGCUCUCUUGGUAUAUUUAGGCGAUUCACCUGUCCAUGAUGCAUCAUCUGGUCUUAAAUCGCCUUUGGCUGCUUCUCCUUCGUACCCUGGGAUAGAAAUGCCUUCAGAAGGGCUUGUAAGAUGGCAACUGCGUCUUGAAUAUUGUGCAUAUGAAACAUUGCAAGACCUUAGAAUUGGAAAACUUUUUGAGAUUAUUGUAGACUAUCCUGAAAGUUCUCCUGCAAUUGAAGAUCUUAGGCAAUGUCUGGAGUAUACUGGACAGCAUUCAAAGCUUGUCGAUUCAUUUAUUUCUUCCUUGAAAUAUCGAUUGCUUACUGCUGGUGCAUCAACAAAUGACAUAUUGCAUCAAUAUGUGUCCACUAUCAAGGCACUUAAGACUAUAGAUCCGACUGGGGUAUUCCUCGAGGCAGUUGGUGAACCAAUUAGGGAUUACUUGAGGGGAAGAAAGGAUACCAUAAAAUGCAUUGUCACAAUGCUCACUGAUGGGACAGGGGGAAAUUCCACUGGUUCUGGUAAUUCUGGUGAUAGUCUGCUUGAAGAGUUAAACAGAGAAGCAGAGAACCAAGAGAGUGCUGAUUAUGAUGAUGAUACAAACCUUGAUGAUAAGCAAGCAUGGAUAAAUGCUGAAAGGUGGGAACCAGAUCCAGUAGAGGCAGACCCAUCAAAAGGUAGCCGGAGAAGGAAGGUUGACAUCCUUGGAAUGAUAGUUGGCAUAAUUGGCUCAAAGGAUCAGUUAGUUAAUGAAUAUCGUGUUAUGCUAGCAGAAAAGCUCCUUAACAAGUCUGAAUAUGAUAUUGACUCAGAGAUACGUACUUUAGAGCUCCUUAAGAUACACUUCGGGGAGGGCAGCAUGCAGAAAUGUGAAAUAAUGCUUAAUGAUCUAAUUGAUUCAAAACGAACAAAUACUAAUAUUAAAGCUACUGUACCACCAUCAUCUUCUACUUGUUCUGAACCAGAAGCAACACAUUUAUCCCUUGACGUUCUGGAUUCCACCAUAAUCUCUUCCAGUUUUUGGCCAACCAUCCAGGCAGAGUCUCUUAAUCUCCCCAAUUCUAUCGAAGAACUACUAUCAGAGUAUGGGAAGAGGUUUCAUGAGAUCAAAACUCCUCGUAAGCUGCUAUGGAAGAAAAAUCUUGGGACAGUGAAGCUGGAGCUGCAAUUUGAGGAUCAGAAUAUGCAAUUUACUGUAAGUCCACUGCAUGCAGUAAUUAUUAUGCAAUUCCAGGAACAGCUAAGUUGGACUUCUAAGAACCUUGCAGUUGCUGUUGGAGUUCCUGUUGAUAUACUUAACAAAAGAAUUAACUUCUGGAUAAACAAGGGAGUUCUCUCCGAGUCUGGUGGAUCCGAUUCUGAUCGUAUUUUUUCCAUUGCCACUGGCAUGGUUGAUUCUAGCAAGAGCAGUAUAAACAAUGGAAGAUGUGAAGGUGUACUAGCAAUGGACGAGGAAUGUGAGAGAUCUGUUGCCUCUGUUGAGGAACAGUUGAGGAAAGAAAUGACAGUAUAUGAGAAAUUCAUUGUAGGGAUGCUCACAAAUUUUGUCAGUAUGCCGGUGGAUAGAAUACAUAACACUUUGAAGAUGUUCUGCAUAGCUGAACCUUCAUACGACAAGUCUCUCCAACAAUUACAGAGCUUCCUUUCCAGCCUAGUAGUCGAAGAAAAGCUAGAAUUGAGAGAAGGGAUGUACUUCCUGAAGAAGCAGCAUUGAUUACCAUGCAUGCAUCUACAUCUCAAAUAGGAAAGCAAGAUUUGGUUUAGCUAUUGUUCUGUGCUGUAAUAUAUACAUGUACUUCCUGAAGAAGCAGCAUUGAUUACCAUGCAUGCAUCUACAUCUCAAAUAGGAAAGCAAGAUUUGGUUUAGCUAUUGUUCUGUGCUGUAAUAUAUACAUGUAUCUGCUAUUUCCUUUUCAUUUCUUCUUACAUCUCACUGUUAUUGCAUUAUCUAACUUUAUUAAUAUUAUAAUCAC